This is a messenger RNA of Fusarium oxysporum Fo47, 1983 nucleotides long. Its product is annotated as fungal specific transcription factor domain-containing protein. The transcript is spliced from 6 exons. Gene Ontology annotation, cellular component: nucleus. The coding region runs from base 1 to 1983 and encodes 660 amino acids. NCBI's taxonomy places the organism in Eukaryota, Fungi, Ascomycota, Sordariomycetes, Hypocreales, Nectriaceae. The record is from RefSeq and is a predicted model, not a curated record.
AUGGCAGAUAUGAUUGCUGAUGACAUUACAGCCGCAAGAAGAUUCGCUGCCCAGGUGAAAGACCACGAUGCUCAGCAUGUACACGACUUCGCCAACAAUGCUCGUUCACCGAGGCCAACCCUAUCAGUGAGGAUACCACGAGUAGAAUGGAGAAUCGCAUGUCGACUUGAACAACUCGAGGAUAAGUUGGAUAGCUUAAUAAGCAGAGUUGUUCCCCCAUCAAUGCAAGAAACGACACCAACCUCGACGUCGGACAGGAAUAACCGUAUACCAUCAUUCUCAUCAACCUCUCCUCACACAGCACUUCCGCUAAUAUCGUCAAUACCAACAGAAGUCACUACAAGAGCAAUUGACUUUUACUUCCGCCAUAUUCAUAGACAACCUUUGUGGCUUUUCGGCGAGCGCCCUUUACUACCCUCAGAUACAUCUGAGGAACUGAUCUAUGCCAUGCUAGCGUUAAGCAUGACUUAUAAUAUGGCAGAUAUGCCUAUGGAUAACCUCCAAAGCCCUGACUCGUACAACAAAACUGCCCGGAGAGGUGUUAUGCUCAAAAUUGCAGAGGGCAGAGUGACUGUCAGAUGUGCUCAGGCGCUGUGCCUACUGGCAUACCACAACUUCAUAUUGGGCAACAUCCCCAUAGCUGGUUUCGACAUAGCAACUGUCCAGAACAUGAUCCAGCUUCUUCCCGGUAGUGAGCGUAACUCAAGCGGCUCAGCAAUCUCACGAGAGAAAUCCCGACUAUUCUGGAGUAUCCAGUACCUAAGCUCUUCUUGCGGUAGGCCAGUCCUGUUGCCGUCUAUACCAACAAGUAUCGACGCCCCUCAAAUGCUCACGGUCGAGACCCGAGAUUCUCUGGGAAGCUGCAUUCCUGCUCCAAAAGCCACCGAUUCUGGCUUACGGGAGACUCUGGUUGACGUUUGGUCUCAGUCCCUAAAGGUUUGCGAGCUAUGGAGUGAUGUUAGACUCUACGUCGCCAAGUGCUUUGAAGGCUUAGCCAAACGUCCUUGGCAUCCAGGUUCCGACUACACCAGACUUUGUUCGCGGUUAUUGGAGGUUGAGAUGAUCUGGCCAAUCUCCCUGAGCUAUAACGCAACAAAGUUCCCGGAGCUUUCUCCCCGAGAGGUAGAAAACAACCGUAUGGAUUGGCUGCCGUGGCUUAGGAUUCAGGUGACCUACCAUACCAUACACUGUGUCCUCAAUCACCCAUCUCUGUAUACAGUCAUGGCUGAAACACCGAAGAGUAGACUUGGAGGCGACUCAUUCUGGAGAGCAUCUUACCUGAAGGCUUUGAGACAUUGUACUUGGGUCUCGAGGUUGAUUCGAACAGCGGAGGAGAAGAAUCUGCGACUGGCUGAUCCUUUCUUUGCUCAAGCAGCAGCAAUCGCCAGUACAUUGCAUCUGUACUGGACAAGAACUAAUGAUAGUCAGCUGCAGGCAUCUUCCGUGAGAAAUCUAGAAGUUUGCAGGAAUCUUGUGAGGGAGAUGGCGACAUGUUGGCCAGUUUGCAAAACGAUUGAACAUACUCUGGAUCAGUUCAUCGAGUCAACCGAUCGAUCAACUCAAAUGGCGGCUGACAAAUCAUCCCCAGCCGUUGUCAGAACAUCUCUCAUCUGGGUGUUGCUGGAUGUAGCGGCACCGCAAUUCCCCAACUACCAUGAUCAAAGCGUUCAUGGUCGAGAUGUUUGGGGCGGUCAUGCAGCCACUCAGGACGAAGAUGGCCUACCAACGUCCGAGGCGAGUUCACCGCCAAUAGAUAUGCGAGAGUCAACAGCUCAGUACGCGUCACCUCCAGCUUGGGUGUCGGAGAGGACAGACGCGAACCCGCAAGAGACAGUAGAGAAUGGGGCGAUUACGACCCAGCAUGGGGUUACUAAUGAACAUGUGACUACGCAUGAUUUGGCCUGGGGACCUUGGGAGAAUCUCGGGCCGAUGGGGGAGAACUUUAGUAUGAACAUAGACUGGUGGGACAUGAAUCAAUUUUAA